AUGGCCAAAUUUGAAUCACCUGCAGUCGUCAGACGAAAAUUACAGGUCGAUUUUGGUGAAGACACACCUACUGAAGCUUGUAUUAAACGUACAUUCGAACGUUUUUGUGAAACUGUUAAUAAACACAACGUCAGAUAUUGGUCCGAAGAUAAUCCACAUGCAACCAUUGAAACAGUUAUGAAUUCUCCUAAAUUAAAUGUUUGGUGUGCUAUGUCAAGAACUCACUUGAUUGGUCCAUUUUUCUUCGAAGGUGAUACUGUUAAUGGAGAAAAAUAUUUAUCAAUGCUUCAAAACUUCUUUCUUCCAGAAGUUAGGAGAUUACACAAGGUCCGUUCAGUUUUUUUUCAGCAAGAUGGAGCUCCUCCACAUUUCGCCGUUGAUGUACGACAAUAUUUGGAUCAUCAGUUUCCUCAAAGGUGGAUUGGAAGAGGUGGUCCAAUUCGAUGGGCUCCACGCUCACCGGAUUUGACCCCUCUCGAUUUCUUCUUGUGGGGUCACUUAAAAAACAUCGUCUACAAAACUCCUGUAAAAGAUCUGACUGAAUUACGAAGAAGAAUCAACAACGAAAUCGAAUCAAUUUCUAAAGAAACUUUGUGUAAUGUUUUUUUCAAUAUUGUGAAAAGGAUGCAUUUAUGUGUUCAGAGUGAUGGUUUUUAUCGUGUCUAUACAAACACAGAUGAAGCUGAACUUUUGAUUGCUUAUGGAUUAAAUUAUGUUAAAUCUCAAGGAAGUUUACCAAUUAUUUCUGAUUACUUCAAUUAUGUUCAAAGUUCAAGGUUCUUCGUUGCUCGUGAACGAUGCGAAUUUAUAUCUCGUUUAUUAAAUAGCAAUGUUGUAGCAACAAAAGGAACAUUAAAGCAUGAUUAUAAUAUUAAAACAUUAGGGAAACGAAAGCACUUAAAAGAAGUUGUCUUACCAACGGACAAACCAUCUUCAGCAACAGUCAUUGAGAAAAAAUUUGUUCGAUCACAAUCAUCUUCAUCUGAACGUUCGCAGUCAUCUGCAUAUGAACGCGCCAUAUCUUCGUUCGCAAAGAAGCAGAAAACUAGUAAAUCUAUUAAGAAACAAAAGCAACAACAAAAAGUUAAAGCAAGAGUUGAAAAAGCUGUUGCUAUCUCGGAAUUACAUACAAUUUCAAGUUGGGAUGCUACAGAUACAAUAAACAAAAAGAAUUCAACUCCAGAAAAAACAAACAAGUCAAAUACUAAUCGUUUACCUAUGAUAAAUCGUUCCACUCCAAUAAUUAAUCGUUUAAGAACCAAACCUAAUGGGCGAAAUGAUGCGACAAGUUCAUCAUCUGUUCUAUCAUCUUCUCACGUUGUCGCAACUAAUACAAAAUCGAAAAACAAGCAAACAGCGUAUUCCAACAAGCGUUCUCAUCUGUCGGACGAUGAGAAUUCACCUCCCUCACAAGGUUCUUCAACAUUAGCUACUGCUAAGUCGACCAAGAGUAAGAAUUGUGAUAAGAAAAGUAAACGUGUGAAAUAUUGA
This is a messenger RNA of Adineta ricciae, 1491 nucleotides long. The record is from the annotation of a GenBank genome assembly. Lineage: Eukaryota; Metazoa; Rotifera; Eurotatoria; Adinetida; Adinetidae.